Exophiala aquamarina CBS 119918 is the source of this 2262-nucleotide messenger RNA. Its product is annotated as DNA mismatch repair protein MLH1. Gene Ontology annotation, biological process: mismatch repair. Bases 1 to 2262 code for a protein of 753 amino acids. The transcript is spliced from 3 exons. Gene Ontology annotation, molecular function: ATP hydrolysis activity; ATP binding; ATP-dependent DNA damage sensor activity. Gene Ontology annotation, cellular component: MutLalpha complex. The record is from RefSeq and is a predicted model, not a curated record. Lineage: Eukaryota; Fungi; Ascomycota; Eurotiomycetes; Chaetothyriales; Herpotrichiellaceae.
AUGGCAGAACCGAUGGAAGUAGAACCCGACGGUCCUCGUGGUAUCAAGCGGACCGCUCAAGAGGCCGGCCUCCCUCCUGAGGCUCCUCGUAACCGAAAGGCUGACUCGUCUCUCAAGGCUCUUGAUCAGGAUGUCGUCAACAAAAUCGCUGCAGGAGAAAUCAUUGUUGCUCCUAUGCAUGCAUUGAAGGAAAUGCUUGAGAACUCCAUUGAUGCAGGCUCAACUUCCAUUGAGAUUCUCGUCAAAGAUGGCGGGCUCAAACUACUACAAAUCACCGACAAUGGCCAUGGAAUAGAGAAGGAUGAUUUACCCAUUCUAUGCGAGCGUUUCACUACUUCAAAACUCAAACAUUUCGAGGAUCUGCUGGCUAUAGGCACGUAUGGCUUUCGAGGAGAAGCGUUAGCCAGUAUCAGCCAUAUUGCUCAUCUCAAAGUCACAACAAAGACCGCCAAUUCAAGCUGUGCAUGGCAAGCCCAUUACGCUGCUGGAAAACUCACUCCAGCCAAACCUGGUCAAAGCCCCGACCCAAAACCAUGUGCCGGCAGACAAGGUACUCAGAUCACUGUCGAAGAUCUAUUUUAUAGCAUUCCGAACCGACGAAGGGCGUUCAGGUCUCCUUCAGAAGAAUAUGCCAAGGUCCUCGACGUGAUCGCUCGCUAUGCUGUUCAUCGUGAAGGCGUCGCUUUCUCGGUUAAGAAGCACGGAGAAACAAGUUCUGCCUUUUCAGUAGCGGCCGCAGCAACUAAGAUGGAUCGGAUUAGGCAAGCCCACGGACCAGGUAUAGCAAAAGAACUUGUCGAAUUCACCAUUGAAGACUCCAAAUGGGGUUUCAAGGCCUCAGGAUAUUCCACAAAUGCAAACUACAGCGUGAAGAGGACUACCCUUUUGCUGUUCAUCAAUAAUCGUUCAGUUGAAUCCUCAGCUGUCAAGAAAGCUAUCGAACAGACCUAUCAAUUGUUUCUACCCAAGGGUGGUCACCCAUUCGCAUAUCUUAGUCUCGACAUUGAACCCACCAGGGUUGAUGUCAAUGUUCAUCCAACAAAACGAGAAGUACACUUUCUCAACGAAGAUGAAAUCAUUGAAGUUGUGUGCUCAGAGAUUAGAGAGCGACUAGCAAAGGUCGAUACGAGUCGAAUGUUCAAGACACAGACUUUGUUACCUGGAGUGACUCCCAUGACGCCAAUGAACCCAAGACCUGGUGCAUUGGCAGACACCCCUUCCAGUGAUGGCAGCAUACCACGCAAACAAUCUACCACAAAGAAGCCUUAUGAAAACAAUCUUAUCCGCACAGAUUCUAAAAUGCGGAAAAUUACAUCGAUGCUUCCCCUUACCUUUACGCCUAGCACUUCCAUUGACGACCCGUCUGCCCCUCCAGAUGGCCUAGUAUAUACAGCUACCGGUCGGGAACAGAUCCAAGUUCGACUCUCCUCUGUCAAAAAGCUGCGUACCGACGUUAGAGAGUCGAUGCACAACGGGCUUACUGAAGUAUUUGCAUCCCUCACCUAUGUGGGUCUUGUAGAUAGCAACAGGAGAUUAGCAGCAGUUCAGUCCGGUGUGAAAUUGUAUCUCAUCGACUAUGGGAUGGCUGCCAAUGAAUUCUUCUAUCAGGUCGGUCUCACAGAUUUUGGCAAUUUCGGGCUCAUCCAACUUCAUCCACCUCCGAGUCUGCGAGAGUUGCUUGAAAUGGCUGCACAACAUUACAUCGAUACAGAAGCAGAUUGUGCAGAGCUUAACAAAGACCACCUUGUGCAAAGAGUCUAUGAUCAACUAAUGGAUCGAAAGCAGAUGAUCUUGGAAUACUUUGCCAUCGAGAUCUCCGAUGAAGGAAAUCUCGAAUCAAUCCCUUUGCUCCUAAAGGGAUAUACCCCUUCCUUGGCUAAACUACCUACAUUUCUCCUUCGACUCGGGCCAUUUGUCGACUGGACACAAGAGGAAGAAUGCUUUCGCACGUUGUUGCGAGAACUUGCUUCAUUCUACGUUCCCGAGCAACUACCGGAACCAAGGCCAGCCUCUUCGUCCAAAGUGAAUCCUGGAGACAUUGAUCUCGAAACCGUCUCAGAUGAAGGUCAGGACAAUCACUACACUAGUUCAGACAACAUCCACGCUGCCAUUGAGAAACGGCGUAAAGAAAUCACGUACGCGCUGGAGCAUGUCAUCUUUCCAGCUUUUAGGUCUAGAAUUCUGGCUACUGAGCCAAUGUUGAAGGGUGUCGUGGAGGUCGCGAAUCUGAAGGGCCUGUAUCGCGUCUUUGAACGUUGUUGA